This is a messenger RNA of Bemisia tabaci, 1335 nucleotides long. RefSeq lists its product as uncharacterized. Lineage: Eukaryota; Metazoa; Arthropoda; Insecta; Hemiptera; Aleyrodidae. The record is from RefSeq and is a predicted model, not a curated record.
CGCGCGGGCAGUCCCUCUUAAUCCUACCGUCGGGAAACUGGCACGUGCUAAUUUUUUCCAUAUGAAUAGGUCGUUUUAAUUGAUAAUUUUAAAAUCAAAUUUUUGUACUUUGAUGUGUGUGAAUCUUCAAAAGAAUCACAUUGUUCGGUGAAAAUUAUUUUUGCCAAGUGACCUAAUUUUGAUACCAUACGAAGGUAAGAAGCCCGAGGCGAUGGCGAUCGAUCAGAUGAUACCGUUGAUCUCCACCGUGUCGAAGAUAUUGCAGCCCCUGAAGGCACUCUUCCGAAUGCUGCCUCCGCUACUGAAAAUGCCGAUGCAGAUCAUGCAAAGCAAAAAUUACAGCCCAGCACCGUACACCCAAUCGGGAGCCUUCAAGAGCAACGAGCUUUCAGACGCGGCCUUGAACAUCUUCCAAUUAAUGAGCGAUUUUUUAACGGCCACCAAUUUCACGAGUGCCGUCGAGAGUUUGGCGUUCGGCGAGGGGCACAGUACCUCGGAGGAGCCCGUUUACAAUGGAAUCAUGGAUUUCUUGAAUGCCAUAACGGUGCCGAAUAAUUUCACAGAUACAGCCCAUACGAGGUAAGCAGACAAAUUAACACACAAAUUUCAUGAUUGGUUUGUCCUUGAACUGGGGAGAAAUUUUCGAAUGAAGAUUGACUUUUGGAGUUCAUCACGAUACAAGAAGCCCUCUGUACAAUUCAUGCGUAACAAAAGCAAGGAUGAGUACAAAGUGUAGAACCAGGGCAUUGUACUAAAAUAUCAUUCACUAGUUUUAAGCAUUCAACCUCAAAGUUGUGUCAAACAUGCGAAUAAUAAUUAGAUUGCAUUUUGCAAGAAGGAACUAAAGAGCAUUGCAAUUUUGCUAAGAUUGUGUAACUUCUUUUGUCCCGGAAGAAAACUUGAUCAUCUAUACACAUUUUCUAUUUUACACGCUAAAAACUGUAAAUUUUAUACAAAAAUGUCUAUGUAAAUGUCAUAUUUUUGCACGAUUACAGUAGUUUUUUGGCAAGGGUGAAGUUGCACAAUCUCAGCAACGCAACAUGGCAAUGUUCCUGGUUCCUUUUUGCAAAAUGUAAUCCAAUUUAACCUUAUAGCUCUCGAUAAGUUUGUAUAAGACCUUAAGAAGACAUUUUUUUCAGCGUUUCCCGUCCUGAAAUGAUCAGUUUUUUUUUGGAAUGUAUCAAGUAUGUAUUAUUAUAUACUUGUACUUUUGGAGAGAUUAGUCUUUAAAUCGAUCCACUCAAAGAAGAAACACAACUUUCAGUAAAAUUAUUGUAUUUUUAUUUAAGUAAAAUUAAUAUUUACACAUAAAGUUAAACGUAUGUUCUACCUACA